Ceratina calcarata is the source of this 2707-nucleotide messenger RNA. Its product is annotated as NACHT domain- and WD repeat-containing protein 1-like. The transcript has 9 exons. The record is from RefSeq and is a predicted model, not a curated record. Lineage: Eukaryota; Metazoa; Arthropoda; Insecta; Hymenoptera; Apidae. Gene Ontology annotation, molecular function: protein binding. The annotation marks the transcript as partial.
GAAUUCUUAAGAAAGUACAAUAAAAUUUGAAACAAAGCGGAGAAGCUGAAUACAAACAGGCGAGGACAAUCGAAGAAAGACAAAGUUACCUAAUACAAAAACAGAAUACGUAUUUCUAUCGACUGAGAGUAUUCACCUAUUAUACACAUAUAAAAUAUUAUAUUGAAGAUUAAUACAAGAGAUUAUUAUUAUCGAUCGCUGUUAACGUUAAGAGAUAUUCCAUGUUUCCGAUUAAUCGACAAACGAAUAUUUUAAUUGAUAGUUAAUGUUAAUAUAAAAUGAUGAAUUCCUAUCGGAUAAACGACUAUACAGUUAGCUUCGUUUGAACAAUUCUAUAUAGACGUUGAAAAUAGAAACGUAAUUGUACUGUCUGUUGUUGGGUCCAUACUUAAUAUCUUGUUACUCGUUGAGGAUAAAACACAUAAUUAAAACGAAAAGAAGAAAAAGAAGAAGUAGAAGGAUUAGAAAACUUUCGAUGUUCCUCUGAAUCUAAUAACCCGAAGGGAAAAUGAAUCUGGAAGUCGAACUCAUCGCAGGGGUGAUCAAGGGUGGGCCGCCCCCUAAACAUUUGCCCGCACCCAGGCUCAUCAAAAUCUUCAUCGCCGGGGAACGGAAUGAGUUCUCAGAAGAGAGGAAGCAAUUAUUGGAAGUCGUCGGUCCCGAGCUACAAUCGAUUUACGACGAUAUGGGAAUCGAGGUGCUGCUGGUGGAUAUGCACUACGCAACGAACGUAAAUCCCGACAGAAAUCCGUUUUUGGCUGAAGAGUUUCUCGACGAGAUUCAAGCCGCCCACAAACAUUCCAGAGGAUGUUUCUUCCUGCUGCUAAUAGGGGAUGAGUACUCGAGCGGCUGGGUGCCUCUGAAGUUGGCUGCUGGAACGUACGAAAUCCUGUCGAGCCUAAGCCCGGACCUGGACGAGCACUAUGAACGCGGCGGUGAUUGCUACGUUCUGAAAGCUGGCAGAUUGGAAACUGCGAAAGACAGUUGGCACAGUACGGAGCCAACUAUUAGGGAGGCUUUGAAGAAGGCAGCAGAGUCUGCGAUUUCUGAGAAACGUGAUAACGAAGAAAUCAGGAGUAUAUUGAAAAGCAUUGCUGAAACUCAGCUCGAACAUGCUUUAAAGUUGGACGAGUCGGGGGUGGGCGUGAUAGCAGUGACGCGGUCGUGGAAGGGUAGGAAGUGCCCGAAGGCAGCUGCCGCUUUCAAGUCGCUGGUUAACGACCGUCUGCCGUCGGACAACGUGAUUAACGUCGAGGUGGAACAGCGGCCGGGGGGGAUUAACCCGGACAACAGGUCGCACAAGGGCUACUUGGCUCACCUCUGCCGCUUGGUGGUGAACCGCGUGCAGACGUUGGUAAACGAUUCGAUCGAGGCUGACCCAGAGAUCAAGAGUAAGAAGAAAGUGGUCCAGGAGAUCUACGCUGAGAGUUUGAUGCAUUUAGCGCUGCUCAGGGAAAUCGAACCUUGCGGGGAUAACGAACACGUACGCAGGAUCAAGGAGAUUCUUAUUGCUGGUAAAUCGCAGAAGCACGGGCCGAUAUUGAUAAAAGGAGGGAAAUACUCGGGUAAAUCGUCACUGUUGUCGAGGAUUUACACGGACGCCUCUUCCUGGUUGGACAGUCCGACGUUCAGGAUCGUCCGGCUAUGCUCGUCCACUCCACGGUCCGCGUACAGCCUGGAGCUGCUUCGAGUGCUCUGUCAACACGUCGGCUUCCUUUCCGGCCUGUUGGACGGCAAUCUACCCAAGGACGCGUCGUUCGACCCGCUUUAUCUAAACAAUUGGCUCGGCCAGAUAAUGAGGCGCAUCGAGGAGGAGCCGAUCAAGGAACAGCUCGUGAUACUCAUCGACGAUCUACACAGAUUGCACCCUCUCGACUGCGACAUCGUCGCUGCUCUUUCUUGGCUGCCCCUCAACUUACCCCCGGGUAUGUUUAUUCAACCAGUUCGCGUGAUGAGUGGGAGACUGUUAUUCUCUUGGAGGCACCCGAUCAGAGAUCUAGCCAGAAAACGGUACUUCGCCGAGCAGAAGAUCUUGAAGAGUUACCAUGGCGAGCUGGCGAACCUGUUCUUCUCCGAAGACUUCGACGAGAAGGACGAGAAAUCGUCACCGGAGGAAGAAACGCCUAAAAAGGAGACACCGUUCCAGAGCAGGCCAAGGUCGCAGGACACGGCCUACAAUAUGAGACACGUUGAGGAAGCUUGGCUUCAUUUGCUCCGAGCUGGCGACGUUGAGAAGCUGAAGAAACUCGCGGUGUGCGCGUUCGAUUUCCUAUUGGCUGCCGUGCAAAUGAUCUCCGUGAGCUAUCUGAGGUGCGUCCUGGAGCAUUCGAGGAAAUAUCUGCUGGAGAGGGAUUUGGAACUGGUUUAUUACACCGUGAGGAAGUCCAGCGAUAUUUUGACCAGGGAUCCUCUGCAGCUUGGGGCUCAGCUGAUCUGCUGGCUUAGGCCUGUAGCCGAAGAUGGCGGAGAUUUGGUGAGAAAUUAUUUUCAUCUUGUAGGACACUCGAAUCCAAUAUCGUGCCUGGCGGUGACGCAACACUCGCAGUAUUUGCUGACGGGUUCUGAAGACACUUCGAUCAUAGUAUGGGAUAUGAAGGAAUUUAGCCUGAAGCUAAGGAUCCACGAGCACAUCGCGCCAGUCUUGUGCUUGACAUCCGCACUCAAGAAUUCCGUUAUCGUCAGGUACGGAAUUUUUCAUUGCACCCUC